This is a messenger RNA of Echinostoma caproni, 651 nucleotides long. NCBI's taxonomy places the organism in Eukaryota, Metazoa, Platyhelminthes, Trematoda, Plagiorchiida, Echinostomatidae. The record is from the annotation of a GenBank genome assembly.
AUGUAUCUUGGUCGAUCGUACAAAAAUGCCUGGCGAUUUAAGCGGCUAUUUUGGCUCUCUGGUCGCCUUAUCGGGUUAAAAGCGAUCGUCAGAAACCCCGAAAUUCUUCUUUUGGAUAAACCUUGCAUUUAUGUUGCCAAUCACCAAAGUAUCAUUGAUGUUUUCAGUCUAUCCGACGUUUGGCCGGAACAUUGUACAAUUGUUUCUAAGUCGUCCAUUAAAUUUGCCGGACCUGUGGGUUUCAUCACGUGGUUCGCCAAGCUUAUAUUUAUCGACAGAUCCAAGCACAAGGAUGCUGUUUCUGCCAUGAAGAAGGCCGCAGAAGAAGCGUCUCGAGAUAAGGUCUCCGUCUAUGUAUUUCCCGAGGGUACGCGUUCUGACAAGGAUACGUUGCUUCCUUUCAAAAAAGGCGCUUUCCAUUUGGCAAUCGAUUGUCAGUUUCCAAUCCAGCCAGUGGUAAUCUCAUCCUACAAAAGAUUCCUGGAUCACGAAAACAAGAGGUUUGACUCUGCUACGUAUUACGUCCAAGUCUUGCCCCAGAUCAGUACCACUGGUAUGACAAGCGAGGAUGUGGAUACUUUGUUGAAAAAGACACGGGACAGCAUGGUAUGCUGUUACGAGGAAUUAAACAAACUUCCUCCGCCGGCCUGA